AUGGUCCCCGGCGACACCACUAUGCCGGGUGCUGCCCCUGGAGAGACUAUUGUCCCUGGAGUUCUGCCAGGUGAAGCUUCCACCAUUCCUGCUGAUGUCUCUGCCACCUCGGUAUGGACUGGCCUUAAGGGACCUGGUUCUGCCUCGAUUUCUACAUACCCAUAUGGUCCUUCAGUCACUGUGGGAAGUCAAUCUCACACCGGCACUCUUACCCGUGUCACCCCUACUUUCACUAGCGUCGUCGCUUUUUGCGAUGCUGCUUGCCAAGCAUCCAAGACCUCUACCGGCCUUGCGGCCCACACGUCUCCUGUUUCAGGUGGUAGCGCUGGCAAGCCUAGCCCCAGCCCUAGCAUCAUCCCCUUCAACGCCGCCGGUCGUGCUACUUUGUCCGGUGCGGCCGUGGUGUUUGGAGCUAUCUGUGCUGUUGCCAUGCAAAUCUAA
Molecule: messenger RNA, 441 nt
Organism: Penicillium digitatum Pd1
Lineage: Eukaryota; Fungi; Ascomycota; Eurotiomycetes; Eurotiales; Aspergillaceae
Product: putative collagen alpha-5(IV) chain isoform X8
Biological process (GO): extracellular matrix organization
Molecular function (GO): extracellular matrix structural constituent conferring tensile strength
Source: RefSeq, a predicted model, not a curated record